UACCUAUUUUUUUACUUCGAGCUGAUUUACAACAUCUAUAUCAAAUUUUGGAAAAUUGUUUCUCCAGGAAGAAAUGGGAAACAAGCAAGUAAAACAACAUUUUGAGAAUGCCCAAAAAACUGGAGUGCUUAAAAUUUCUCAAAUGAGGCUUAAUGAAUUUCCAUCAGCUUUGAAAUCGUUUCCAAAUGUUUUAAAAACUCUAGAUUUGUCGGAAAAUCGUUUCGCCGAGUUGCCUGAUGACAUAGGGAAAUUUACAACUUUGAAACACUUAUGUGUUAGUGGAAAUAGGCUUCUUUCCCUGAACGACAACAUCGGAAAACUAGUAAAACUUGAAACAAUGAAUGCGUCAAAUAAUUUAAUUGUUAAAAUACCUAAUCAACUGGAUCAAUGCUCGAAUCUAAAACAGGUUUUAUUGAGUAAUAAUCAAAUAAUGGAGUUUCCUGUAAUGCUUUGUGGCUUAAAGUACUUGAACUUACUAGAUUUAUCCCGAAACAAGAUAACAAUUAUUCCAGACGCCGUUAGCAGUUUACAAGUCACUGAACUAAACGUAAAUCAAAAUCAAAUUUCGGUAAUUUCGGACAGUAUUUCUCGCUGUCCCAAAUUAAAAACAUUGCGAAUAGAAGAAAAUUGUUUGCAAGCAAAUGAAGCUAUGUCACAUAUUUUAAGUGACUCAAAAAUAUGUAACAUUUCUGUUGAUGGGAAUCUUUUUAGUUCGAAAGAUUUUGCAGCAUUGGCUGGAUAUGAAAUGUAUAUGGAACGAUACACGGCAGCACGGAAAAAAAUAUGUUAAUUUGAUGUGAUAUAAGAAAAUUUAAUUUUAAUUUAUUGUCAUUUAUACAUUCAAUUGCUAAUAAAAAAACUAAAAUGCUUU
Sabethes cyaneus is the source of this 871-nucleotide messenger RNA. RefSeq names its product leucine-rich repeat-containing protein 57. The transcript has 2 exons. NCBI's taxonomy places the organism in Eukaryota, Metazoa, Arthropoda, Insecta, Diptera, Culicidae. The record is from RefSeq and is a predicted model, not a curated record. Gene Ontology annotation, molecular function: protein binding. The coding region runs from base 74 to 790 and encodes 238 amino acids.